This is a messenger RNA of Seriola dumerili (greater amberjack), 1739 nucleotides long. RefSeq names its product myelin-oligodendrocyte glycoprotein-like. Lineage: Eukaryota; Metazoa; Chordata; Actinopteri; Carangiformes; Carangidae. The transcript is spliced from 5 exons. The record is from RefSeq and is a predicted model, not a curated record. Bases 166 to 879 code for a protein of 237 amino acids.
UGUAAAUUUACAGAGAAGUCCGUACAUUGUUCUCCAAUGGAAAAAAAACACCAGUUACCCAUCUACCCAGUGGGUGGAGAGACGCUGAUGAAGCUGCCUGGGUUGUAAUGAGUCAGAAACAGUCACAGCAGCAGUUUCAUCCGGUGACAUCGUACCGAGUUUUAAAUGGACAAUGAGGAGCUCAGUCAGAGUUUUUCACCGUUGAUCUGUUUGACUCUCACCGUGUUUUUGCUGCAGUUCACCUGCAUGUCUGCUGAAGGUCCGUUACAGGUGAUAGGAUCACCUCAGCCCAUCUUGGCCACUCCGGGCGAUGACGUCAUCCUGCCGUGCCACGUGGAGCCUCCGGUGAACGUGGCGGGGCUAACGGUGGAGUGGUCGAGGCCCGACCUUCGACCUGAUCCCAAUGAUCUGCAGAAGCGGGUCGGUUUUGUGCAUCUUUACCGGGACAGCCGGGAGGUCCUGGACAUGAAGAUCUCGUCGUACGUCCUGAGGACGGCGCUGUUCUUAGACGACCUGAGACGAGGCAACAUAUCGCUCAAGAUCACUAAUGUGACGCUCGCAGACGAAGGGAGAUACAGAUGUUUCAUCCCAAAGUUAAAAAGCCUGAAAAAAUCUUCUAUUAUUCGUCUUGACAUUGAUCAAAGCUCAAAUAAGACGUCAACAGAGACGCCGCUAUAUCCCAAAAUCCUCCAAACUCCGGGUCCUACAGAAGAGAUGCACAGUGAGGCAGGUGACGUGUCCAGUCGGAGCAGACUGGCCCCCCUUUUCGCAUUUUUGCUGAUUGUGGCUUUUGUAGUCGGAGGAUUUUUAGUUCGUGUGUGUGUGUGGAAAAAAAAAAAAAGAAAGAAGCUUAUGACAUCACCUGAAAUAUACCUGUGAGGUUGAAUACUCUGACACCACUGUCAGCUGCCUUGCCCGGUAAACAUUGUUAAAGGAGAUGCGAGCACCUGCACAUGAAUCAGUGGUGGUGCCUAUCACUUACCACAGCAUCUGCAGUUUUGCCAUGUGAACCUGAAAGUUGAAUUUCCUGGAACUGGAAUUUCGUGGAGCGCUUGAGCCUUCAGUAGUCUCCUGUUUCUGUAUCCAAAGCCAGAUCAUUCGGCUGUUUAGAAAUGUUGCAGUGUUUCCUUAUCUCCAGUCACGGACGGAAGCAGAUUGACUAUGGCCCACAUUUUGACGCCUUUGCCAAACUGUAUCUCUCUGAUUCGCUCCUGUGGAAGUGUGCUCAUUGUUUGGACCUCUCACAGUUUAGAUGCACAUCACUGCAGGGCGAUGUAGAAGCCUUUAGAUAAAGUGAGAGGUGGUUAUUUUAAUUCUUCACACUUCCCACUAGACUGAAAUAAAUCAGACUGAGCAGUUGACUGGAGGUCAAGUUUCUCUCCUAUUUUUGUGCUUUUUUAAAAUGACUGUAUUCUGUGUAAAUGAUCCAACAUUCAAUGUCUCUCAGUCAAACUCCGCAGUUAUAUAAAAGAAUCACCCCCGUACAGUUACAGUUGUUAUGAGGGAGUAAAUCAGCUGUAGAGACCAGAAGAAGAGUCUAUGAGGAUUGACAGCAUCUAGUGGUCAAUAGAGGAAUUGCAUGUUUUGGCAGUUUCAUGUUGGCUCUUCGAGGUUGCUGCUUGCUGUAAACCUAUCUUUGAAAUGUGAUAUUGUUCUGUCCUGUUGGGUUUGUUUUUAUUUCUUUGUUUUUUAAUGGCUACUUUUUGUAACCCUGUUGUUGAUUAAAAACAGUAACUAGA